CCUUCGGCUCAAGGGCAUUCGGGCACGUCUGGAUUCUAAUAUUGUUGACUUGUGUUGUCACUGAUUGUUGUCUAUUGCUUUCUGUAGUAAAUGUCAGAAAGAUAAGGGUUCCAUUUACAAAACUUGGGAAAUUGUUCGGCGUAAUGGAAGUCAUAACUAUACCCGCCUUGUCGGAUAACUACAUGUAUGUAGUUAUCGACAGAGCAUCAAAUAUAUGCGCAGUUGUGGAUCCAGUGGAACCUGAUAAGAUUUUGAGUGCAGUCACGCAACGCGGUUUGCGACUUGAAUCUAUAUUGACAACUCAUCAUCACUCGGACCACGCUGGAGGAAACCUUGACCUUGUAACUAAAUGCAGGAAACAAGGCUUAGAGGGAGUAAAGGUGUAUGGAGGAGAUGAUCGUAUUAGUGCUUUGACUGAUACUGUGUCUCACGGACAUAAAAUAAAGAUUGGUAGCAACCUCAAUGUUUGUUGCUUGGCUACACCAUGUCAUACUACUGGUCAUAUAUGCUAUCUGGUUACCGAAGAAAACAGUACCAAAGAAGGGGUGGUAUUUACUGGCGACACGUUGUUCCUUGGGGGUUGUGGAAGAUUUUUUGAAGGGACCGCUGAACAAAUGUUUAAAGCACUUAUUGAGGUUCUUUCCAAGUUACCAACAACAACGAAAGUCUAUUGUGGGCACGAAUAUACUGUAAAAAAUCUUGAAUUCGGCUUAACUGUUGAACCAAAAAAUGACGCGCUUAAACACCGAUUAGAAGCUGUAAAACGUUUACGUGCGUCUAAUCAAGCAAGUGUUCCCGGUACAAUCGGAGAGGAAUUAGCAACCAAUCCUUUCAUGCGUGUUUGUGAACCAGAUGUGCUCGCACAUGCGAAAACUACCGAUCCCAUCAAAGCCAUGAAAACAAUUCGCGAAGAAAAAGAUCACUUUUAGAUUUGAAACUGAUUUGUCUUACGAUAACAGCGAUGUAUUGCAAUUUCUUCAACGAAGUCAGUAUGUCUUUUUAUAUUUUUGAACAUUUAAUAUGCUUAUCUUGACCCUGAACAUUGAUAAAACAUAUUAAAUAAAUAAAUAAAAUUGGUACUAAUG
Messenger RNA from Schistosoma intercalatum, 1085 nucleotides. Lineage: Eukaryota; Metazoa; Platyhelminthes; Trematoda; Strigeidida; Schistosomatidae. The record is from the annotation of a GenBank genome assembly.